AACGGAGGGGCAGUAGAGGCCAAGGGCCCACCCCUCCACCUGGAGCACAGAGGGGCCUGGGCCAGGGCCAGGGCCACGGGAAGCCAUGGAGAGCUUCAUGGAGUCGCUAAACAGGCUGAAGGACGUCCAUGAGAAUGAGAUCACGGGACACCCAGGCUGAGGUCUGCCCGGCCGACACAUCUGUCCGAUUUUCCCGCCGGCAACAGGGCUGCAGCCACACCACUCCCUUCACUCCAGUGCCCGGGCCAGACCCUCCCGAGACCUUUCUGACCUUUCACACACACCCUGAAGCCCGAAAGGGCCUGGGUCACCUCCCCCGGAGACCCAGAGGGGCAGGGGCUGCUUGGGCUAGCCUAGGGCCCAAGCCAGACCACAGCCUGCAGAACAAGCUUCUGGAACUGAACUCAGAGAGGUGCCGGGACGCCCAGAGGGCGGAGGAGCUCUGUGCCAAGAACCGUCAGCUCAGGGAGCAGCAGAGAGCACUGAAGGAGAACCUGCGGGCGCUGGAGAACAGGCUGCGGGCCGGCCUGUGCGACCGCUGCAUGGUCACCCAGGAGCUGGCCAGGAAGAAGCAGCAGGAGUUCGAGAGCUCCCUGCUCCAGAGCCUGCAGCAUGUCUUCCUCCUCACAACCGAGCUGACCCGGCUGCAGGAGGAAAACGAUGCCUUGAAGGAGGAGGUGAAGCAGCUCCGGGGCCCGGGGGCCAAGCCCCAGUUCAGGGAGGGCGCCCCAGAGCCCCCGUCACCCCUGCUGCUCCCCUCCCUGGGUACCCGGAAGGCCGUCACAGCGAAGCCACCGGAAGGCCAUGAGGAGAUGGAGGGCGGCCACGCAGAAAGGCCGGUGGGGUACGGGACGUCUCCAGUAGCCAAAAUCUCCCCGGGUACCAACCUGCCUGAUCCCUGGGCCCCGGACACGAGCCCCCAGCACAUCUCCAACCAGCUACACGGGACCAUCGCCGUGGUGCGGCCAGGGUCCCGGGCCUGCUCCGCCAACAGGGGCUCCGUCAACGGGACGUCCCCACUGCCACCCCCCAGGAGCAGACCCCCAAGCCCGCCUGGAGGGCACGGCCUCCCUCUGGACAGGUGAGGCCCAGCGCACCGCCACCAGCGGGAGCAGCCUCGGUCGGGCACCCAGUCUCCUGCUCUGGUCCCACCUUUGGGGAAGGGGCCAGUAGCCCAGGGAAGUCCCUCCCACUAUCCCUCCAGGA
Physeter macrocephalus (sperm whale) is the source of this 1206-nucleotide messenger RNA. Its product is annotated as RBBP8 N-terminal-like protein. The record is from RefSeq and is a predicted model, not a curated record. Lineage: Eukaryota; Metazoa; Chordata; Mammalia; Artiodactyla; Physeteridae. The transcript has 9 exons. The coding region runs from base 129 to 1085 and encodes 318 amino acids.